GGCCAUGGCUGAUCCUGGAAACAGAGGAGGGCUCUACCGUCCCUUGAGCCUCACCUGCUCCCUGCUCAUUGUGGGAAUGUGCUGUGUGUCUCCUUUAUUCUGUCAUAGCCAGACAGACCUGCUGGCUCUUGACCAAGCUGAUCCCCAGUGCUGGGAAUCCUCCUCAGUGCUCCUCCUGGAAAUGCGGAAGCCUCCGAUUUCCAACACUGUGUCAGGUUUCUGGGAUUUCAUGAUCUACCUGAAGUCAUCGGAGAACUUGAAGCAUGGGGCACUGUUUUGGGAUCUGGCCCAACUCUUCUGGGACAUCUAUGUGGACUGUGUCCUCUCCAGGAACCAUGGCUUAGGAAGGAGGCAAUUGGCUGGAGAGGAAGAGGAGAUCUCGGCAGUGCAUCCACCGCACUCAGGGAGGAAACAAGGUGCACAUUCUCAGCAACCAAGAAUCCUUUCCCUGAAGAAGAAAAAGAUUGAAGAUUUGCUAAGCCUGUACAUACGCAGGAGAGAGUCCAAGUCAAUUGGAAAAGCAAGCAGUGGCCUUGAAAUAAAGAGAAAAUAA
This is a messenger RNA of Myotis lucifugus (little brown bat), 553 nucleotides long. It is a transcript of the gene FAM237A, whose product is annotated as family with sequence similarity 237 member A. The record is from RefSeq and is a predicted model, not a curated record. The coding region runs from base 5 to 553 and encodes 182 amino acids. The transcript has 2 exons. Lineage: Eukaryota; Metazoa; Chordata; Mammalia; Chiroptera; Vespertilionidae.